CCCCCCCACCCCCCCCCCCCCCCACCCCCCCCCCCCCCCACCCCCCCCCCCCCCCACCCCCCCCCCCCCCCACCCCCCCCCCCCCCCACCCCCCCCCCCCCCCACCCCCCCCCCCCCCCACCCCCCCCCCCCCCCACCCCCCCCCCCCCCCACCCCCCCCCCCCCCCACCCCCCCCCCCCCCCACCCCCCCCCCCCCCCACCCCCCCCCCCCCCCACCCCCCCCCCCCCCCACCCCCCCCCCCCCCCACCCCCCCCCCCCCCCACCCCCCCCCCCCCCCACCCCCCCCCCCCCCCACCCCCCCCCCCCCCCACCCCCCCCCCCCCCCACCCCCCCCCCCCCCCACCCCCCCCCCCCCCCACCCCCCCCCCCCCCCACCCCCCCCCCCCCCCACCCCCCCCCCCCCCCACCCCCCCCCCCCCCCACCCCCCCCCCCCCCCACCCCCCCCCCCCCCCACCCCCCCCCCCCCCCACCCCCCCCCCCCCCCACCCCCCCCCCCCCCCACCCCCCCCCCCCCCCACCCCCCCCCCCCCCCACCCCCCCCCCCCCCCACCCCCCCCCCCCCCCACCCCCCCCCCCCCCCACCCCCCCCCCCCCCCACCCCCCCCCCCCCCCACCCCCCCCCCCCCCCACCCCCCCCCCCCCCCACCCCCCCCCCCCCCCACCCCCCCCCCCCCCCACCCCCCCCCCCCCCCACCCCCCCCCCCCCCCACCCCCCCCCCCCCCCACCCCCCCCCCCCCCCACCCCCCCCCCCCCCCACCCCCCCCCCCCCCCACCCCCCCCCCCCCCCACCCCCCCCCCCCCCCACCCCCCCCCCCCCCCACCCCCCCCCCCCCCCACCCCCCCCCCCCCCCACCCCCCCCCCCCCCCACCCCCCCCCCCCCCCACCCCCCCCCCCCCCCACCCCCCCCCCCCCCCACCCCCCCCCCCCCCCACCCCCCCCCCCCCCCACCCCCCCCCCCCCCCACCCCCCCCCCCCCCCACCCCCCCCCCCCCCCACCCCCCCCCCCCCCCACCCCCCCCCCCCCCCACCCCCCCCCCCCCCCACCCCCCCCCCCCCCCACCCCCCCCCCCCCCCACCCCCCCCCCCCCCCACCCCCCCCCCCCCCCACCCCCCCCCCCCCCCACCCCCCCCCCCCCCCACCCCCCCCCCCCCCCACCCCCCCCCCCCCCCACCCCCCCCCCCCCCCACCCCCCCCCCCCCCCACCCCCCCCCCCCCCCACCCCCCCCCCCCCCCACCCCCCCCCCCCCCCACCCCCCCCCCCCCCCACCCCCCCCCCCCCCCCCCCCCCCCCCCCCCCCCCCCCCCCCCCCCACCUCCCCCCCCCCCCAAAACCCCCCCCCCCCCCCCCCCCCCCCCCCCCCCCCCCCCCCCCCCCCCCCCACCCCCCCCCCCCUCCACCCCCACCCCCCUCCACCCCCCCCCCCCCCCCCUCCCCCCCCCCCCCCACCACCCCCUCCCCCCCCACCUCCCCCACCCCCCCCCCCCACCCCCCCCCCCCCCCCCCCC
This is a messenger RNA of Sphaerodactylus townsendi, 1512 nucleotides long. Its product is annotated as basic proline-rich protein-like. The transcript has a single exon. The annotation marks the transcript as partial. The record is from RefSeq and is a predicted model, not a curated record. Lineage: Eukaryota; Metazoa; Chordata; Lepidosauria; Squamata; Sphaerodactylidae.